Saprolegnia diclina VS20 is the source of this 1275-nucleotide messenger RNA. RefSeq lists its product as hypothetical. The record is from RefSeq and is a predicted model, not a curated record. Gene Ontology annotation, molecular function: ubiquitin protein ligase activity. The coding region runs from base 1 to 1275 and encodes 424 amino acids. The transcript has 6 exons. Gene Ontology annotation, biological process: positive regulation of ERAD pathway. NCBI's taxonomy places the organism in Eukaryota, Oomycota, Saprolegniomycetes, Saprolegniales, Saprolegniaceae.
AUGGACAAUGAGGUCGACCCGGGCGUGGCCGUGACCCCGACGUCGCCGAUGGCAGCGGCGCCGACCGACCGGCCAUCAAGCGCCUUGGGUGCAACUGGCGCUGGCAGCCGGCACGGCCUUCUUCGGACCUUGUCGUCGCCGCUGUCUCUCUUGUUCCCAGGCGGCGUCGUGCCACCUCCCAACAGCCCCGUGGCAUCGACGCAUGCUUCGCCGACCGACGACGCCAGCGACACGGCGUCGCUCUUGCUAGAUCAAGACGAUGGGCCAGAGCCAGUGCGUGCAGCGACCGACGAGUCGUCGUCCGACGACCAGCUGCGGUCCGAGAUGCGGCAGCUCUUUCGGCGCUUCCAGAACGUCCUGCCCUUCUCGAUCUUGCUGCUCUUGUACCUCUCGUACCAGCACACGAAGGGCAUUGCCGGCUUUGUCAUUGGCACGAUCGCGAUCGUUACGCUCGACAUUCGGUUCCGCGAGCAAGUCGCGCUCAAGGACAAGUCGAGCGUCUGCUCGCUUCUUGGCAUCAUCGUCGUGUGCCUCAUCGACCUCUUUGCGAUUGCGUCCCUCAACGGCGACAUCACGCCCUACGACACGUUCCUCAAGAAGCUCGACGACAAGCAAGCCGGCAGCCUCGGCGACGUGCUCUGGGCCGUCAUGGCCAACGACUACAUUUUGCGCUUCAUGGGCAUGACGUGCAAGGCGCUCGUCGCGAUCACAAAGCUCGAGAAGCUCGCACCGCUCUGCGGCCGUGGUCCCAACGUCAACGUCGCCUCCAUGUACCGGCGCAAGCGCAAACUCUACGCGCUCAUUGAGUUUACCACGCUCUUCCUGCGCACGAUGGUCGCCGCAAUUCCGUGGUGCUCCUACUACCAGGCGUGUGCGUCGAAAAUCGUAGCCGACGUCUUUGCCCUUGCGUAUCUCGGCUUCAAGGGGUAUGUGCUUGGCGGCCAAGCUCAAAAGAUCUACGAUGUGCUCAAGUCGCUCGUGACCUUCUCGCUCGAGUUUGGAGCGUACGUGACGCCCGCAGCGCUCGCAGAGGCCGGCAACCCCGAGUGUUCGAUCUGCUACGACGCCAUGCACACGCCGGUCCAGCUCCGCUGUUCGCACAUGUUUUGCGAAGAGUGCGUCUGCGAGUGGUUUGACCGCGAGCGCAACUGCCCGCUGUGUCGUGCCGAUGUCGCAUCGCCGGCCCCCUCGGCGUCGGCGUCGUCGUCGUCGUCGUCCGAGACCAAGCCGUUGUACCUCGAUGGCGGCACGCCGUUGAUUCCGCAGUUCUUAUAA